Molecule: messenger RNA, 1428 nt
Organism: Penicillium bovifimosum
Lineage: Eukaryota; Fungi; Ascomycota; Eurotiomycetes; Eurotiales; Aspergillaceae
Product: aldehyde dehydrogenase family protein
Exons: 2
Coding region: 1-1428 (475 amino acids)
Molecular function (GO): aldehyde dehydrogenase (NAD+) activity
Source: RefSeq, a predicted model, not a curated record
AUGACCGACGCGACCGCAUUCCUAUUGGACUUUACGACAUCGGAAACACGGCAUGGGAUCAACCCCGCUAACACAAAGCCCAACCCGCCGGUGCCUAUCUCGACUCAAGAUGAUCUCGUCAAGGCAGUCAAUGCGGCCCGGGUUGCUUUCAAUGGCUGGUCCAAAACCACUUGGGAUGUGCGACGUAAAGCCCUGCUUGCAUGGGCCGAUGCUGUCGAUGCGAAUGCCGACGGAUUUGCGAAGACCCUUACCAUGGAGCAAGGAAAGCCUCUGAGUCAGUCAAGUAUGGAACUUGGAAAGGCAACCGAAUGGAUCCGCGGCCUGAGUUCGAUCGAGAUCACCGACAAUGUUCUAGAGGAAACGAAGGACCGGAAAAUUAUUCAGCGCUAUACGCCCCUCGGCGUGGUCGGCGCAAUUGUGCCUUGGAACUAUCCGGUUCUUCUGGCAGUUGUCAAAAUUGUCUCUGCCGUAUAUACAGGAAAUUCUGUCAUUGUGAAACCAUCUCCGUUUACCCCAUACUGCGACUUGAAGUUGGUUGAGCUGGCCACUCGCUUCUUCCCUCCUGGGGUUGUGCAGUGUCUAAGCGGUGACGACUCCCUGGGUCCCAUGAUUACUGAGCAUCCUGGGAUUGAUAAAAUCAGUUUUACUGGAUCCACUGCUACCGGAAAGUUGGUUAUGGCUUCAUGCGCUAAAACCUUGAAGAGGGUUACACUGGAACUGGGCGGCAAUGACCCGGCGAUUGUCUGUGAAGAUGUUGAUAUUGAUGCCAUCAUUCCCCAGAUUGGCAUUCUGUCCUAUCUCUGCAGCUCCCAGACUUGCAUGAUGAUCAAGCGACUCUAUGUCCAUGAGAAGAUCUAUGAUGAUUUCUUGAAAAAGCUUGUCGCCUUUGUCAAGACACUUAAAGUUGGCGAAGGCACCGAGCCAGAUGUCUUCUUCGGGCCUAUUCAGAACCAAAUGCAGUUCGAGAAAGCCAAAGAACUUCUCAGCACCAUUUCUACCGAGAAACUGAAAGCAGCACUUGGGGGCUCUGUCGAGCCCUCGUCCGGAUAUUUCAUCCACCCAACCAUCAUUGACAACCCGCCAGAGUCGUCCCGCGUAGUGCGGGAGGAGCCUUUUGCGCCCAUCCUGCCAGUCAUGAAAUGGUCCAACGAAGACGACGUCAUCAAGUGUGCAAAUGGCCUGGAGACAGGAUUGAGUUCUUCUGUCUGGAGUAAAGACCUCGAACGCGCUACCCGGAUUGCCGAUCAAAUGCAAUCCGGUAGUGUAUGGGUGAAUAGUCAUUUUGACCUUUUGCCUACUGCAUCUUUUGGUGGCCACAAGCAAAGUGGCAUUGGAGUGGAAGGUGGUCUUGGUGGUCUUCUUGAGUACUGCAACUCACAGACCCAGUGGUUGAAGAUUAAAGACGAUACCGGGCAUGAGAUGGAGUGA